Messenger RNA from Daucus carota subsp. sativus, 2185 nucleotides. RefSeq lists its product as uncharacterized. NCBI's taxonomy places the organism in Eukaryota, Viridiplantae, Streptophyta, Magnoliopsida, Apiales, Apiaceae. The record is from RefSeq and is a predicted model, not a curated record. Gene Ontology annotation, molecular function: protein binding. The coding region runs from base 176 to 1996 and encodes 606 amino acids. The transcript has a single exon. Gene Ontology annotation, biological process: cell surface receptor signaling pathway.
CAUUUCUUUACAUUAUUUCAGUACUAUCCCUGCAUAAUACUAAUAUAAUAAUAUCACUAGUGUUCCCUUUUCUAUUGUAGUAGAAUAAUCUCAAGAACAUUUGUCUGUCUGAACGCACUUUUCAUCACUCGUGAUCCUUUUUAAACUAGUCUAGCAUUCUCUCUUUCCAUCUCUAAUGGCUGCUACUGCUGCUACUGAUCAAGAUGAGAAUAGCAUCCAAGACGAGCUCUCCCACCAAAUCCUUCUCGCGGAACGAGUCAUCAAACUCGCCCAAGAAGCCGAGUCGUCCAAACUCGAAUGCUCUGACCUCGCUAAACAGUCCACCCAACUCGCUCACCUCCUCCGAUCUGUCGUCCGACUCACCUCCUCUACUCAGUCCUUAUACGAACGCCCCCUCCGCCGUAUCAUUACUGACAGUUCGAUGAACCUUGACCGUGCGUUGAAACUAGUGCGCAAGUGCAAGCAUGGUGGAGUUCUCCGCUUGGUCGUUGCUAUUACCACCACCGCUGAUUUUCGUAAAGUCUCGAACCUUCUGGAGUCUUCUAUUGCAGAUAUCAAAUGGUUAAUCUCCAUUUAUGAUUCUGAAUCUGGAACGAAUUUGUCGCUUCCCCCAAUUGCGAGUAAUGACCCGAUUCUCGCGUGGGUUUGGUCUUAUGUAGCUACUAUUCAGAUGGGUCAGCUUAAGGACCGUGUAGAUGCCGCCAAUGAGCUUGCUUCGUUGGCUCGAGACAAUAACCGGAACAUGAAAAUUAUAGUGCAGGAAGGUGGGGUUGCGCCGUUGCUUAAGCUUUUGAAAGAUGGGGCUUCUGCUGAAGCUCAAAUGGCGGCUGCUACUGCUCUUUAUAACUUAGGGACUGAUCAGGAGAAGGUUCAGGCAAUUGCCGGUGAGGUUUCAGCAGUUCCGAUUGUGGUUAAAGCAAUUGGGGAAUCUCCGAUGAGGGUUCAGAUUGUGUUGGUGAAUUUAGUGGCUAGAAUGGCGGAAUUGGAUGAAGGGGUCCGGGAGGACUUGGGAAGAGAGAAUGUGACUAGGCCGUUGGUGACUUUGUUGGGAAUGGAUAUUGUUGUGGAGGAAGCCAAGGCACCCUCAGGUAAGCCUAGUAUACAUUCACUUGUUCAGAUAAAUAAGGAAGUUACUAAGAAAACUUUUCAUUCAAAUUCUUCGUCGUCAUUGUCAUUGUAUUCUGAUGGGAGUAGUAGAGGUGGACGCAAGGAGAGAGAAGCCGAGUCACCUGAUAUGAAACACAGGCUUAAAGUUAGUUGUGCAGGGGCAUUGUGGAAGUUAGCCCAGGGAAGUUUGUUCAAUAGUAGGAAAAUUACUGAGACAAAAGCUUUAGUUUGUCUAGCGAAACUCAUUGAAAAGGAGCAUGGGGAGUUGCAACUCAACUGUUUGAUGACAGUGAUGGAGUUGGCUGCAGUGGCUGAAGCCAAUGCUGAUCUGAGACAAGUGGCUUUUAAGCCCAACUCCCCUGCUGCUCGAGUGAUUUUAGAACAGCUCUUGAGAGUAAUUAAUGAGGAGAAUAGUGUACACUUGUUGAUUCCCACUAUAAAAUCGAUAGGGUCCUUGGCGAGAACCUUUCCUGCAAAAGAAACUCGAAUACUUGGCCCUUUAGUCACCCAACUUGGGCAUAAGAGUGUUGAUGUGGCUACUGAAGCUGCUAUUGCUCUUUGUAAAUUUGUAGCUCAAGAUAAUUUUAAUUGUGUGGAGCAUUCAAAGGCGAUAAUCGAGGCUAAUGGGGUGCCACGCCUAAUGAAUUUGCUUAAGAGCAAUGAUCGGUCACAGAAGCACGAAUUCAUAUUAUUGUGCUGCCUUGCAAUACAUGUCAGUAACAGCCCUGCGCUUGAACAAGCAAGAGCGUUGAGUGUUAUAGAGGGGGCAGCUCGGUCUAUGUUGGCUCACCAUCCCGAACUAAGGGAGCUGUUCGCAAAAGCUGUAGACCAUCUCACUCUCUAUCAGCCUGGUGCUCAUUCCCACCAUAAGCACUCUUAUGUACCGUAAUGUUUUCUGUGGAUUUUUUCCUCAUUUUCAAUGUGUUUAGCAUAGUCUCUAGCAGGCUCUCGACAUCGUUUGAAUGUUGUUCAUAAAAAUGGUCAGUCCAUCCCGCACAGAAUAGGAUGCUGGGUUCCCCGAUGAGUGUGUACCUGUGUUUGAUUGUGUGUUUAAAAGCAGCAGUUCUUUUGUUUCUCA